This is a messenger RNA of Carcharodon carcharias (great white shark), 1616 nucleotides long. Its product is annotated as transcription factor jun-D-like. The coding region runs from base 101 to 991 and encodes 296 amino acids. Gene Ontology annotation, cellular component: transcription regulator complex. The transcript has a single exon. Gene Ontology annotation, biological process: regulation of cell cycle; regulation of cell population proliferation; regulation of transcription by RNA polymerase II. Gene Ontology annotation, molecular function: RNA polymerase II cis-regulatory region sequence-specific DNA binding; DNA-binding transcription factor activity, RNA polymerase II-specific; transcription factor binding. The record is from RefSeq and is a predicted model, not a curated record. Lineage: Eukaryota; Metazoa; Chordata; Chondrichthyes; Lamniformes; Lamnidae.
GGCGGCGAGCGGUAGAGAGCGCGGCGGCUGUGGAUGUAAGUGGGAGUCUCCCUUUGGAGGCUUCGCCAAGCCCGGGGCUCCCAGUGAGCUUCGGCCCGGGAUGGAAACGCCUUUCUACCAUGACGAUAGCCUGAGCUCGACCCGCAGCAUGAAGAAGAACCUGAGCUUGCCCGUCUCCGGCAGCGGCCUCAAGAACCACCGAGAGCCCGAGGCCGCGCUCAGCUCCCCGGACCUCAGCUUCCUCAAGCUGGCCUCGCCCGACCUCGAGCGCCUCAUCAUCCAAUCGAGCGGCCUGGUGACCACCAGCCCCGGUCCGGCCCCCGGCCUCUACUCCCGGGGGGUGACGGACGAGCAGAACUCGUUCGCGGAGGGUUUUGUCAAAGCGCUGGAGGAUCUUCACAAACAGAACCAGCUGAGCGGCCCGGCCCAGGGCCCGAGCCCGGCCUCGGGCAGUGUCCCCGGCCCGGCCGCCCCCAGCCCGGGCCCCGCCGGCCUGCAGCACUCGGAGCCGCCCAUCUACACCAACCUGAGCACCUACAGCGCGGUGGCGGGGGGGGAGGCCCCGGCGCCCGGCCCCGCCGUCGGCUACAGCCCCGAGGCCGGGCCGGUCUCCUACCCGCCGCUGGGCCAGCCGCUCUGCCCCCAGGCCCGGCUCCAGGCCCCAAAGGACGAGCCGCAGACCGUGCCCGAUGUGUCGGGCCUCGGGGACAGUCCCCCGCUCUCCCCCAUCGACAUGGACACUCAGGAGCGGAUCAAAGCCGAGAGGAAGCGGCUCCGGAACCGCAUCGCCGCCUCCAAGUGCCGAAAGAGGAAACUGGAGCGGAUCUCCCGGCUGGAGGACAAGGUCAAGAGCCUCAAGUGUCAGAACUCGGAGCUGGCGUCCACCGCCAGCCUGCUGAGGGAGCAGGUAGCCCAGCUCAAACAGAAGGUGCUAACCCAUGUCAACAGUGGCUGCCAACUGCUGCUCUCCCCUCAGGUCCCAGCCUAUUAGACACUGGGAUAUGGAGCUCCAGUGCAUCAGACACCUGGGGCGCCAAUGCAUCAACCCCCUGCAGCUCUAUUGCAAGACAUUUACCCAGUGCAUCAAACACCUGGAGCGCCAGUAUAGGGCAUCACUCAAUGGAUGUUCAUGGACCUUGUCUCUGAUCACCUCAGUGAGAGAACUCAGACUGCUCCCUGAGGGACCCAGGGCAGCUGAGAAGUGACUACUUUUUUUUGACUGUAAUUUGGCUGCUUUCAGUUGACCAAAAACCAAAUGGCUGCCAGUGUUGGGCAAACAUUUGCUGCAUGUUUGAGUCCAUGUCGACCUGUGAUAGGUGUUCCUGUUGUUUGUGGACAAGCUGCAUGUACUGAGACGUGGCCUUAAACUAUCUACAGACUCAAAACAGUUGACUGCUCAUUUUGUGCAGUGUUUGUGUUUCAAUUCUGGUGCCGACUUUUUAAAUAAUUGUAAAUAAGUGUCAAUCUGUUACAACGAUAGUGUUGGAAUGUGUUUUUACCAUUUGAAAGAUGCUCUAUUUAUAUACAGUAAUGGGAACAUUCUGACUGGACUCUGGUUGCUAUACAUUCCAAUAUGUAUUGCCCCAUUGAGAUUUGAAUAAAUAUUUUAUGUCUAA